Bathycoccus prasinos is the source of this 2553-nucleotide messenger RNA. RefSeq names its product DNA topoisomerase I. Lineage: Eukaryota; Viridiplantae; Chlorophyta; Mamiellophyceae; Mamiellales; Bathycoccaceae. Gene Ontology annotation, molecular function: DNA topoisomerase type I (single strand cut, ATP-independent) activity; DNA binding. Gene Ontology annotation, biological process: chromosome segregation; DNA replication; DNA topological change. The record is from RefSeq and is a predicted model, not a curated record. The transcript has a single exon. Bases 1 to 2553 code for a protein of 850 amino acids. Gene Ontology annotation, cellular component: nucleolus; chromosome.
AUGCCGGUGUUAGACUCGUCGAGCGACGACGACGUCCCGCUGGCGAUGAGAGCACAAACAGCAGCAGCGACGACUGCGCCUCCUGCUGAAAAGCCAGCAUCGGUCGUCGGGGUGGUGAAACCAUACGUUGCGCCUCCGAUUCAAUCCUCCUCUGUGCCAACUGCUCCUGCUCCUGCGGCGACCGCUUCGGCUUUUGUUCAGAAACCUGCCGUAAAAGCUUUUGGCGACGACGACGCGUUAGUAAAACAACCAGCGGCAGUCGCGAAGACGAUGGCUCCAGCUGGGGUUGCCGCGUCGAACGGUGGUGCAAAUAAUAAUGGUUCAGGAUUUGUCAUCCCGAAACGUCCUCGAGCGGAUUCGAGCUCGAGCGACGACGACGUGCCGUUAGCGCAAAGAGCGAAAGCGGUCGAACGGACGAAAAUACUUCCACCGACGGCGCCAGCCGCCGCCGCUGGUGGUACUGGUGGUGCUGGUGGUGGAGGAGGAGGAGGAGGAGGAGUGGUUAUUCCGAAAGCGAAACCGAUGGUGCCUGAAGCGGUGCGUCCGGUGCAAUCGCGACCGAUGAUGGUGCCGCAAAUCGCGAAGAAUCCAAACGUCGCGGCGGCGAGUAAAGGAGGACGCCCGGUGGACUCCUCCGAUAGCGACGAUGACGCGCCGUUGGCGCAAAAGAAGAAAUCGCUUGAUUCGGAGAAGAGGACGAAAGAGGAAAGAGAAAAGCGACGACGGGAGAAGAAAGAAAGAAAACGCAAAAGGAAAGAAAAGAGAAGAGAGGAGAGAAGACGACGAGAGGCGGAGCGAUUGGGCGGCGGUCGACACACGGUGAAGUUGAACUCGUCCUCCGGCGUGAAGAAGAAGAAAAUAUCGAGCGGUGGUGGGAGUUCCAGACGAGUCAGCGCGGGAGGGAAUGGUAAAGGAUCGGAGAUUAUGUGGACGCAGUUGGAGCACCACGGAGUUUUGUUUCCUCCGGAGUACGAACCGCACGGGGUUCCGUUGACGUACGACGGCAAGGACGUUCAUCUCGAGCCACACGAAGAAGAAGUUGCCACGUUUUUUGCGGUGAUGAAAGAAACAGACUACGCGUUUAAACCGGUGUUCCAACAGAACUUUAUGGAUGGGUUUAAACGCAUACUGAAAAACGGAAAGAAUGCGCACGUUACGGACUUUGAGAAGUGCAACUUUCAAAAAAUUUACGACUGGGAUCUCGCGAGGAGGGAAAAGGUCAAAGCGCGAACGAGCGAAGAAAAGAAACAGAUCAAAUUAGAUAAAGAUAAAGCGGAAGAAAAGUACAUGUGGGCAACUAUGAAUGGUAAACGCGAACAAGUUGGCAACUUUAGAGUGGAGCCGCCGGGAUUGUUCCGCGGUCGAGGCGAACAUCCAAAGAUGGGAAGAAUCAAAAGGCGCAUUCAGCCGGAAGAUAUCAUCAUCAACAUCGGCAAAGACGCGAAAGUGCCAGAAGCUCCCGCUGGUCACAGAUGGAAGGAAGUGCGACACGACCAAACCGUCACUUGGAUGGCUGGUUGGAACGAUUCCAUCAACACGAAAGAUUGGAAGUACGUCCAGUUUGGCGCGACGUCGAGCGUGAAGUCAGAGUCUGACAAACAAAAGUUUGAAAAGGCUCGAACUUUACACGAGCACAUCGGCAAAAUCCGCGAUGAUUACCGCAAAAAUAUGCGAAAGGACAACAAAGAAACCGCGCAGUUAGCGGUGACGACGUAUUUGGUUGAUAAAUUAGCUUUGCGUGCCGGCGGCGAGAAGGACGAAGAUUUGGCCGAUACGGUCGGCGUGACUACGCUGCGCGUGGGACAUUUGAAAUUCAUGGGUCCGGAAGAUGACCACCCGUAUCCGAAAAUUGAGUUCGAUUUUCUUGGUAAGGAUUCUAUUCGCUACCAUCAAGAGCAUGCCAUCGAAAGAGUCGCGUACGAUUGUUUGAAACGCUUUUGCAAAAACAAGAAAGAGGAUGAAGACGUGUUUGAUAAGAUCGACCCGUCUAAAGUCAACUCGCACUUACAAACACUCAUGCCGGGCUUAACCAUUAAAGUGUUUCGUACGUAUAACGCCUCGAUUACGUUGUAUAGAUUGUUGGAAGAAACGACCAAACCGAAGGCGGCGGUACCAAUCAUGAAAUCGACGUACGACGAGGCGAACAAGGAAGUUGCUAUUUUGUGUAAUCACCAGAAAGGCGAAUCCAAACAGCACCAAGCCGGGAUGGACAAGUUGAACGAUAAGAAAAAAGAGUUGGAGAAAGAGAUGAAAGAAUUGCGAAAAGCGGAUAAGAACCACAAGAAACUCCCUUCGUUGAAAGAACGAAUACAGAAGUUGAAGUUACAAAUGGAAACGAAAGAGUCCUUGAAAACAGUAUCGCUCGGGACGAGUAAAAUCAACUAUUUGGAUCCGAGAAUUACCAUCGCGUGGUGUAAAAAGCACGAAGUUCCAUUGCCGACGGUGUAUACCAAAGCUUUGGUUCAAAAGUUUAACUGGGCGAUGUGUGAAGAGCCGGAUUACGUGUUCGCGGACUUGUCGUACAACAUUGAAAGAGACCCCGGGGCGCAUUAA